CUUUUUCUGCCGCCCGCCAUCUGAAGAAAUAAAUUCAGCAGUUGCAACAAUGGAAGAAACACGCAAACGAAGACGGCUUUCGGAGAGCGGCAGCUUCCAGGUCGAAGAUGCCGUUAAAGAAGCUAUCAAAAAUGACACAGUCGCUACUGAGCAGCAAAACACUCCAUCUGCUGCUGCAGCUACUACUCGUCCACCGCGGAAAACGCUCUUCGUGCGAUCUCUGCCCGCCUCCGCGACGACCGAGAGUUUGACCGAGUACUUCUCGCAGUCUUAUGUGAUCAAGCAUGCAACUGUCGUUCUGGACCCGGAAACGAAGCAAUCGAAAGGCUACGGUUUCGUCUCCUUUGCCGAUCUCGAAGAUGCGCAGCGUGCUCUUGAGGAAUUCAACGGGAGCGUUUUCGAUGGGAAGAAAAUCAAAGUCGAAUAUGCCGAGCCUCGUCACCGAGAGGUCGACGAGACUGUUGGCAAGAGUCAUCCCACUGCUGAGGCUCUCAAGUUGAAGGAGGAGAGAGAACGUCGGAAGGCGGAGACCCAGCCGCCUAAACUGAUCGUGCGGAACUUGCCGUGGAGUAUCAAAGAGCCGGAUGAUUUGGCUGUUUUGUUCAGAAGCUACGGAAAGGUCAAGCAUGCGGUCCUCCCUAAGAAGGGAAAUCAACUCGCUGGGUUUGGAUUUGUGGUUCUACGAGGCAGGAAAAAUGCCGAGAAGGCGCUUGAAGGUGUCAAUGGAAAGGAGGUCGAUGGUAGGACAAUCGCUGUCGACUGGGCAGUCGACAAGGAAACCUGGGAAAAUGUACAGAAGACUGCGGAGGAAGACGCCGACCCCAAACCGGAGGUCGACGGAGACGACGACGCCGCCGCAUCAGCUCAAGAUGAGGAACAUCAGUGGGAAGACGCAAGCUCCGACGAAGAAGCCGAAGAUAGCUCUGAGGAGGACGAAGAUGUGGACAUGGAUGACGUGGAGGAUGUAGAUGAUGACGAGGAAGAAGAAGAAGAAGAAGAGAAGGAAGAUGAAAGAAAUGCUUCGACAGUCUUCAUUCGAAACCUACCAUUCACGAGCACCGACGACUUACUAUAUGAUCAUUUCACCCGGUUCGGACCAGUGAGAUAUGCCAGAGUUGUUCUUGACCCCGAGACGGAGCGGCCCAAGGGAACCGGUUUUGUCUGCUUCUACAAGGUUGAAGAUGCGGUCUCAUGUGUACGGAACGCCCCUAAGCAGUUUGAGGUGCUGGCCGAGAAGGAUAAAUCCAAGCCAUCCACGAUAGUGAAGCACUCUGUUCUACAGAAUGAGAACGCUGAUCCGACCGGACAAUACACCAUGGACGGUCGUGUUCUGCAGGUCACGCGUGCUGUCAGCAAGUCUCAGGCUUCACGAUUGCAGGAGGAAGGUGUCACGAAGCGACUUGCUAGAGACACGGAUAAGCGUCGUCUCUAUCUUCUGUCCGAGGGUACGAUUCCUUCUAACUCGGCUCUCUACAAGAAGCUUUCGCCUUCGGAGAUCAAGAUGCGCGAAGACAGUCUCAAGCAGCGACAGACGCUCAUCAAGAACAACCCGACGCUCCAUCUCAGUCUCACCCGUCUUUCCGUCCGUAACAUCCCACGACAUAUCACCUCCAAAGACCUGAAGGCUCUCGCCAGAGAAGCGGUCGUUGGCUUUGCCAAGGACGUCAAAGCAGGUCUCCGUCAGCCAUUGUCCAAGGAGGAGCUGAAGCGAAGCGCCGACGAAAUGAGGGAAGCCGAAAAGGAGCGGAAACUGAAGGGCAAGGGAAUCGUCAAGCAGACCAAGAUCGUCUUUGAGGGACGGGACGGCAGCAAAAUCGAUGAAAAGAGCAGUGCCGGAAGAAGCAGAGGUUAUGGUUUCAUCGAGUACGCCACUCACCGCAAUGCCCUCAUGGGUCUUCGCUGGCUCAAUGGCCAUGCUGUCGAGAUGAAGCCCGAAAACGGCGAGAAGGGGAAGAAGAAGCGUCUCAUUGUUGAAUUUGCCAUUGAGAAUGCCCAGGUCGUCAAGCGAAGAAACGAGCAUCAAGCCAAGGUCCGCACUUCCAGCAAAACAGACAAGACGGACGAUGACUCUCGCGGCAUCGACGAGAAGAAAACGGGGGACAAGGAGAAGGGUAAAGAUCGCGGAGAAAAGGACAACGGUGUUGCAAAGAGGAAUCGCAUCAUCGCGAAGAAGAGGAUGCAGAGAAAGACGCGGAAAGGCAAGGCCUGA
Molecule: messenger RNA, 2209 nt
Organism: Paecilomyces variotii
Lineage: Eukaryota; Fungi; Ascomycota; Eurotiomycetes; Eurotiales; Thermoascaceae
Product: putative ribosome biogenesis
Exons: 2
Coding region: 50-2209 (719 amino acids)
Molecular function (GO): RNA binding
Source: RefSeq, a predicted model, not a curated record